Molecule: messenger RNA, 2102 nt
Organism: Hevea brasiliensis (rubber tree)
Lineage: Eukaryota; Viridiplantae; Streptophyta; Magnoliopsida; Malpighiales; Euphorbiaceae
Product: intermediate cleaving peptidase 55, mitochondrial
Exons: 14
Coding region: 212-1666 (484 amino acids)
Cellular component (GO): mitochondrion
Molecular function (GO): manganese ion binding; metalloaminopeptidase activity
Source: RefSeq, a predicted model, not a curated record
GAAAGAUUCGGGAAAAAAUUCAGAAUGCACGCUCCUUAAACCCUAAAAAUGAAAAAUUGAGAAUUUAUCCAUGAUAGAAGAAAGGAAGUUCCAAAGAGGAUUUUGAUCGUUCCAAACUGUAUAUAAACUACCAACCCAUCCGCAUCCGGCUUCGACGAAUAGAAGAGACCAGAAACAGAGGUUUUGAAACUGAUUAGUGAUAACCAACAAAAUGCAGAUUCUUUUCCGGAAGUUACUGCAGACCACAGCGUCAUUCAAACAAGGUAUUGGUCGUUGCACUUAUUCUACCCAUAAAGUCCUCGAUAUUGGGCAGCCAACACCCUUAACUCAUCCUCAGUUACUUAAGGAUGGGCAGAUCACGCCAGGUAUUUAUAGUGAGGAGUACAUCUCAAGAAGAAAAAGGUUGUUGGAGCUUCUUCCAGAGAAGAGUUUGGCCAUCAUUGCAGCUGCCCCUAUAAAGAUGAUGACCAGUGUUGUUCCUUACACAUAUCGACCAGAUGCAGAUUAUUUAUAUAUCACUGGUUGCCAACAACCGGGUGGUGUGGCAGUCUUGGGUCAUGAGUGUGGCUUAUGCAUGUUCAUGCCAGAAGCAACAAAGCAUGAUGUUAUGUGGCAAGGGCAAGUUGCAGGAGUUGAUGCAGCACUAGAAAAUUUCAAGGCUGAGAAAGCAUAUCCAAUUAGCAAACUGUGUGAUGUUCUGCCAGAUAUGAUAAGGAGAAGCUCCAAGUUGUUUCACAACAUGCAGACAGCCACACAAACAUAUACAGAAUUGGAGGCAUUUCAAAAGGCAUCUCUUGUUGGCAAAGUGGAAGACAUCUCCAGUUUCACCAAUGAGUUAAGAUGGAUAAAAUCAUCAGCAGAACUUAAGUUGAUGAGAGAAUCUGCAUCAAUUGCUUGCCAGGCUCUUUUGCAGACAAUGUUAUAUUCCAAGACAUAUCCCUAUGAGAGUAUGCUAGCAGCAAAGGUUGAAUAUGAGUGCAGAAUGAGAGGUGCUCAGAGGAUGGCAUUCAAUCCUGUGGUUGGUGGUGGGUCUAAUGGGAGUGUCAUACAUUAUUCCCGAAAUGAUCAAAAGAUUAGAGAUGGUGAUCUUGUUUUGAUGGAUGUUGGAUGUGAGUUGAAUGGUUAUGUUAGCGAUCUUACUCGUACCUGGCCACCAUGUGGUAGCUUUUCUUCAGCACAAUACGAGCUCUAUGAUCUUAUACUUCAAACAAACAAGUUAUGCAUAAAUCUUUGCAAACCUGGUGCUAGCAUUCGGCAAAUACACAACUACUCGGUUGAAAUGUUGCGUAAGGGGCUUAAGGAGAUUGGAAUUUUGAGAGACAGUGGAAGCAGUUCCUAUCAUCUAUUGAAUCCAACUUCUAUAGGUCACUAUCUAGGAAUGGAUGUCCAUGAUAGUUUUGCUGUGAGCUGUGAUCGUCUUUUGAAGCCAGGUGUUGUGAUAACAAUUGAGCCUGGAGUGUACAUUCCAUCUAUUUUUGAUGGUCCAGAAAGAUUCCAAGGCAUUGGGAUAAGAAUCGAGGAUGAGGUCCUAAUUACAGAAACUGGUUAUGAGGUACUUACUGGCUCAAUGCCAAAAGAAGUAAAACACAUCGAGUCCUUGCUAAACAAUUACAGUCACGGAAGGGGAAUGGAGACCCAGCAUAAUAUGCAAGCUGCUUCCAGUUGACAAUCCACCUAAUACGUCAAAGAGCUAGACAGAGUCCUAUUGGCCUGGGGUUUCACUGCGAAGGUACUUUGCGGUACACCACUUGUGUUGGAAUUAUAGAGCUUCAUUGACAUUUCAUUCUUGGUAUUUCUUUUUGCCUGCCCAAUUCAUGUUAAAAAUGUUUGAUCAUGCGUGGUUACCAUUUUGUUCUUGUUUCAUUCAGUUGAUCUUAUAAUUUCCAAGAAAUGGCUUCAAUACUUUUUUCUUGGGUUGCUGUCUUCCUAUUGAGGUAGGUGGCACUCCUCCUCCUCCUCCUCCUCCUCCCUGGGACAUGAGUGGAGCUGGCUUGUAAUUAUGAUAUUUAUUAUUUAUUGUCAUUGUUAAGCAAGGAAAGUUGAGAUGGGGAUUUAUGUCUACCCAUAAAGCUGGCAAUGUAAAUGGCUUCAAGAGUGUUCAA